UAUUUCAACCUAUCUGAUUCUGGUGAAGGCCAUACAUAUGUACUAGCGCACCACCCGACACCUCAGAGAUGCAGUCUGACAUCGGAUUCUUUGUAUGAUAAUUUUUUAACUUUGCGGGCGUUUUUUUCUUUUCGAAACACCGUGGCAGGUGGCCUAAACGUCAGAGCGCGGGCCCCGAGAACCUCGCACGGUGGUCUUCCUUCUUGAUUUCCUGAUGUGGACAUGCCGCAGUUUGUUUCAAUGUCCGCGGCAAACCACGUGAGAAAACUUCCGCGUCUCCCCGACCGAACAGGCCUGCACAACAACUUGACUUACGAGGACUGCUAUCACUUUUCCAUCGUUCCCAAACACGUGAAAAGGAGGGAGACGAAGCUGAUUAUUACGAUGGCUCGCAUGGUCUUACAAUCGGCUUCCCCAACAACCUAUGCCAAAAGGUUUAUCAGGAAUUGGGGAACCUCUCUUGGUACAUGGGGUGUCGGCAUUGGAGCUACUGCAUUAUUCGUGCUGUCUGUGACACCGGUCGUGCGGAAUGGGCUCCUUAUCCAAGUCCCGGUGGUCGGAAGCCUACUUCGAGGACAAGACACCUCCAUCAGACAAGCCGUUCUAAGUACUCUCAUGCGUGUCUUCGAUGUUACCCACAUAGAUUGCACUAAGCUAUCAGCACGCAACCUUAGACUCCAAUCCUUUUGAUCAGAUAUCUACUAUCGUUCUAGUCCGCAUUGGGCUGUCUCCUUGCGGUGGCAUUGUGGAGUGAUGACUGUUUCAUGAAUUGUCGUAUGAACUGCCAGCUCGGAUCCCUCUGAGGACAGCCGAUAUGACUAAUCGGCAUUGCGAAGUACAUGCUAUGUGCAAAAUUGCCGCCUUGAACGUGUUUCCAAUCUUUGUGGAGUUGGGGU
Molecule: messenger RNA, 896 nt
Organism: Pisolithus orientalis
Lineage: Eukaryota; Fungi; Basidiomycota; Agaricomycetes; Boletales; Pisolithaceae
Exons: 4
Coding region: 223-690 (155 amino acids)
Biological process (GO): mitochondrial electron transport, ubiquinol to cytochrome c
Source: RefSeq, a predicted model, not a curated record